AUGUCCCAGAACCUACAAGGAAGUCUGCUCCAGGGCCCUUUGGGAGUUUUCAUGCCUCCUGAAGCCGAGGUCCCGAUCACCAUCGUCUACAGCCAAUCGCAAGACGAUGUCCACGUUUUCGUCCCCGAGACUACAUCGAUGACAAUGGUGAAUUAUGUUGCAGACAAUUUUAGCCGCCGUGUCCAACAGCCCGUGAAGGUGUUUCACGAUGAAGCCCGAAAGAAGUAUCGGCUUUGCCCAAUCCCUAAGGACAUUUUUGCCAACAUUUCAACUUUUGGGAGAUACUGUUUCACUCGUGAUCAAUCUACUCCAGUGACGGUUUCUGCAAGCGAUCCGACUAUUGGUGAGGGUGGAAAACGAAUCCCACGUCCCAGAAACAGUUGGAUGCUGUACCGCCAAGCCAAGUCGCAGCAAAUCAUUGCGCAGCACGAAGGACUCACUGCUGGAGAGCUUUCCACGAUUAUUUCCAACAUGUGGAACAGUGAGACUCCAGAGACACAGGCUUACUGGCGUAAAUUGGCCGAGGAUGAGGAUGCCGAGCAUAAACGACUUUACCCUGGAUACAAAUACUCUACAAAGGGAGGACGCGAUAACUAG
This is a messenger RNA of Fusarium pseudograminearum CS3096, 597 nucleotides long. RefSeq names its product MAT1-1-3 (gene MAT1-1-3). Gene Ontology annotation, molecular function: RNA polymerase II cis-regulatory region sequence-specific DNA binding; DNA-binding transcription factor activity, RNA polymerase II-specific. Lineage: Eukaryota; Fungi; Ascomycota; Sordariomycetes; Hypocreales; Nectriaceae. Gene Ontology annotation, biological process: cell differentiation; regulation of transcription by RNA polymerase II; anatomical structure morphogenesis. The record is from RefSeq and is a predicted model, not a curated record. Bases 1 to 597 code for a protein of 198 amino acids. The transcript is spliced from 4 exons.